CUUCUGCUCGGACGUCCUACGUAGUGACGUAGCCACUGGGUUUAGUUUUGUUGCCCUGCCCUGCCCUGUCGGCUGAGCGGCCACAUUCUUUAGUUUUCCUCCGUCGCAUAGCUGCUGAUACAAUCAUGUCUGACUUCACAGAAGAUCAAAUCUUUGAGUUCAAAGAGGCCUUCCUGCUGUAUGACAAGUCAGGAAACCAGAAGAUCACCUUGAGCCAGUGUGGCGAUGUCAUGCGGGCCCUGGGACUGAAUCCUACCAAUGCUGAUGUGAUGAAAGUCCUGGGGAACCCAAAGGCUGAGGAGUUAAACACCACAUAUUUAGAAUUUGAGCAGUUCCUGCCUAUGUUCCAGGCCAUUGCUAAGAAUAAAGAUCAAGGCUCCCUGGAGGAUUUUGUGGAGGGAUUGCGUGUCUUUGACAAAGAGGGCAAUGGAACAGUCAUGGGAGCAGAACUACGUCACGUACUUACUUCACUAGGUGAGAAAAUGACGGAGGAAGAAGUGGAGACGCUCUUGACAGGACAAGAAGAUGUAAAUGGCUGCAUCAAUUAUGAAGUUUUUGUCCGCAACAUCAUGUCAGCCUGAGGGUCGGUAUGGGCAUUAGGUAUAAAACCUGGUCAAGAUGGUCAUGAGUGGUUGAAGAUGAAGAGGAUCUGAAUUUUGUACUCUGUCACAUACAUUGUCUUCUCGCCCGCAGCCCCGAGCCUUUUCUGUGAAUUAGUUUCCUGUGAUGUUUAAUUUAAAAAGUGUCUUUUACAUUCACCAUAGAAGACCAGAGGUGAGUCUGGAUAUUUUCUGCCAGGUUUAUUCAAAUUUAUGACCAACGUAUAUGCACACAGGACUCAAGUGGUUGCAUCAUUUGCAAUAAUAUUCCAAGGUGCACAGCCUGGGUGUACGUAAAUUUGGAAGAAAAAAAUAUCGUGUCACUGUUCUUUGGGGUGUUACUGUAUACAUAAUGGCUAUCUACUGUAUCACUGUCUUAAGAUUCUUCACUGAGGAAGAGGUUCUUCCAAUAUUACAGCCAUCCUGUGUAUUCAGAGCUAUGCUAUAAGGUAGAACGUUUCAAAGGGGUUCUCGUGUUUUUAGCUCACCCUAUUUUGACUGCUUGAAAUAAAUAUUUUUCCUGAAACCCUA
Messenger RNA from Thalassophryne amazonica, 1130 nucleotides. RefSeq lists its product as uncharacterized. The transcript is spliced from 7 exons. The record is from RefSeq and is a predicted model, not a curated record. Gene Ontology annotation, cellular component: myosin II complex. The coding region runs from base 126 to 581 and encodes 151 amino acids. Gene Ontology annotation, molecular function: calcium ion binding; structural constituent of muscle. NCBI's taxonomy places the organism in Eukaryota, Metazoa, Chordata, Actinopteri, Batrachoidiformes, Batrachoididae.